Molecule: messenger RNA, 4531 nt
Organism: Lepisosteus oculatus (spotted gar)
Lineage: Eukaryota; Metazoa; Chordata; Actinopteri; Semionotiformes; Lepisosteidae
Gene: cert1
Product: ceramide transporter 1
Biological process (GO): ER to Golgi ceramide transport
Molecular function (GO): lipid binding
Source: RefSeq, a predicted model, not a curated record
AAAAGAUGGCGUCUGUUUAGGCCAGUCGGUCUCGCCCCCUUCUCACACUCAGCUCGUUUAACACAGGGCUCUGUCGAGGAGCGGAGAGAGGGAUUUGCGCAUUUAAACCAGUUCUCCCGUGGACUUGGACGAGUGUUGUUUUAGCUGCUGAAGUUGUGACUCUUUCCUCGCCGUUGUGCUUUUUCACAGCUUCAGUGAAACCGAUGAAGGGGGCGGGUUUUGCCGAGAGGAUCAUUAAUAAGUGUUAUUAGUUUUUAUCCAGGUGUAUCAGCAGUCAUCGCCUUUGACCAGUGUUGUCUCGCAUUUACCGAAACCCCGUUCUCUUUUUUUCCCUUGGGAUUUUUUUUUUGUCUGUCUGAGUUUCGCAGACUGUUUAGCACUUCUGUGAUUCCCUCGUAUUUGGAUUUUGCGUUCUGUUAUCGCCGAGACGCGAUGUCGGACAAUCAGAGCUGGAAUUCUUCGGGGUCUGAGGAGGAUUUGGAAACCGAAUCCGGGCCGCCUGUUGAGCUCGGUGGGAUCCUUAGCAAGUGGACCAAUUACAUCCAUGGAUGGCAGGAUCGCUGGGUGGUUUUAAAAAACAACACCUUGAGCUACUACAAGUCCGAAGAUGAGCGGGAAUAUGGCUGCAGGGGAUCUCUGUGUCUCAGUAAGGCUGUCAUCACGCCCCAUGAGUUUGACGAGUGCCGAUUUGAUAUCAGUGUGAAUGACAGUGUGUGGUACCUGCGAGCUCAAGAUCCAGAGCACAGGCAUCAGUGGAUGGAUUCCAUCGAGCAACACAAGGCAGAAUCCGGCUAUGGCUCAGAGUCCAGUUUGCGCCGGCAUGGCUCCAUGUUGUCUCUCACAUCCGCAGCAAGUGGUUACUCUGCCACUUCCACUUCAUCUUUCAAGAAAGGACACAGUUUACGUGAGAAACUUGCCGAGAUGGAAACAUUCCGGGAUAUUCUGUGCAGGCAGGUGGACACCCUUCAGAAAUACUUUGAUGCCUGUGCUGAUGCUGUUUCCAAAGACGAACUCCAGAGGGACAAAGUUGUGGAAGAUGACGAAGAUGACUUUCCUACGACUCGUCCUGAUGGGGAAUUUCUGCACAACAAUAAUGGCAGCAAAGAGAAAUUAUUUCCAUGUGUAAAUCCCAAAGGAAUCAAUGGCAUUGACUUCAAAGGUGAAGCUAUCACAUUCAAGGCCACCACUGCUGGGAUCUUAGCAACUCUCUCGCACUGUAUUGACCUCAUGGUGAAGCGUGAGGAUAGCUGGCAAAAGAGACUGGACAAGGAAAUGGACAAAAGAAGGAGAGUUGAGGAUGCAUACAAAACUGCCAUGACAGAGCUUAAAAAGAAAUCUCACUUUGGUGGCCCUGAUUAUGAGGAAGGUCCAAACAGCCUUAUUAACGAAGAGGAGUUUUUUGAUGCCGUUGAAGCUGCCCUUGACAGACAAGACAAAAUUGAAGAACAGUCCCAGUCUGAGAAGACCAGGAUACACCGGCCCACUGCAGUGCCUUCUGAUGAUGCCUACUCAGCCGUUGGCAAACACAGAUUCGGCCAAAAGCCCUAUAGUCGCUCUUCCUCCAUGUCUUCCAUUGAUCUAGUCAGUGCCUCUGAUGAUGUUCACAGAUUCAGCACCCAGGUUGAAGACAUGGUUCAGAACCACAUAACAUACUCCUUGCAGGAUGUUGGUGGAGAUGCUAACUGGCAGCUGGUGGUGGAAGAAGGAGAAAUGAAGGUGUACAGGAGAGAAGUUGAAGAAAAUGGAAUAGUCCUAGACCCCCUAAAAGCCACACAUGCUGUGAAAGGUGUCACUGGGCAUGAGGUUUGUCAUUAUUUUUGGAACGUUGAGGUCCGUAACGACUGGGAAACAACAAUUGAAAACUUCAAUGUAGUGGAAACAUUAUCGGAUAAUGCCAUCAUAGUCUACCAGACUCACAAGAGAGUGUGGCCUGCCUCACAAAGAGAUGUUCUGUACUUGUCUGCAAUCAGGAAAAUUAUAGCAAACAAUGAAAAUGAUCCCGAUACAUGGAUUGUCUGUAAUUUCUCUGUAGAUCACAAUAAUGUCCCUCUCACCAAUAGGUGUGUCCGUGCCAAAAUCAAUAUAGCCAUGAUCUGUCAGACACUGGUCAGCCCACCUGAAGGCGACAAGGAGAUCAGCAGGGAUAACAUCCUCUGCAAAAUUACUUAUGUGGCUAAUGUUAAUCCAGGUGGCUGGGCACCUGCCUCAGUCCUCAGAGCAGUGGCAAAGAGGGAGUAUCCCAAAUUCUUAAAGCGCUUCACAUCAUACGUCCAAGAAAAGACUGCGGGGAAGCCCAUCCUUUUCUGAUGUAAGCAGCUGAUUUGGAAUAGCCAGCGUGAUUUGCCUCCUCUCACUGCCAAGUCCCACAGCGUGCUUUUCUCCGGGUGAUUUAGACAAGGCUGUGUAGACAUUCCAGAUCUGGAGGAGCUGGACACAGCAGAAGCAGGCGGUGGCACUUUCUGUCUCUAGACUGUUCAGAGGCUGUGACCUGCGGUGCCCAAGUGUGGGAAACAAAGCAGCUUUGGUCAGAAUAUCCAACACUAUCUGUACUCUGCAAGCUCCUCUUACUGCAUCAGUGUGUAAUAAGUACAUCUUUACAGCUGUCGUUUAUGUUGCUGUAGUGGAGACAGUUCAAAAUGAAAUCUUGAUUUUUACAAACUGUGGUUCAAUGGCUUUAAUAACUCACAUGUUACAGUAGACCUGCAAUAAUAGCCAAAAAGAUAAAUAUUGCAAAAAAUACAUAUUAAAAGAGAUUUAUAUGGUCAUUUUGGAGGUCUAAAGUAAAUUGUUUCUAUUUUGGUCUGGCUUUUGUAAAUGUCCAGUUUUUUGUUUUUGUUUUGCUAUGUAUAAUCACUGAUCUCAUGGCUUACUUUCAUGCUGCUAAUUUUUCUAAAAAUAGCUAGCCUUUUCUUAAAGAAUCGUCUUGUUUGUAAUACUUGUUGAGGGCUGUUAUUGAUCUAUGACUUGGCCUUUUCUUCCCUCUCUCUCUUGUGAAGACCAGCAAUGUGUCUGAUGGAGAAAGAGUUUGAAAAGCUUUAUUUUUUUUUCAGAAAUCUUUAUAUUUCUACCGUGAUUUUAGUUGUACACGUUAUACAAAUGUGAUGUGAUGAAAAAAAGGCAUAGAAAUCUAUAAAAAAAAAAACUGGCAAUAUGGAAUACAUAACUUAUCUCCUGAUGCUGGUGGAGCAGAUCUAUCUUGAUUGCAGUAGAAGCAUUGAACGGGAAGCUGGAGAGCACAGUGUACGAGUUUUCAAGUCAAGCAAUAAUUAGUUUGGCCUUGAGAAAAGCAUCACGUCAUGAUCUAAUUGAAAGUGCAUUAUUAAAUUUGAUCUGUUACAAAUUCACAAAGGAUUGGAUCUUAGCAAUCCAAGGUUACAAACUUGAAUGCCCCCUUUCAACACACACUUUGUAUACCACUGCAUCUUAAGAAUUAUUAAUCUGGAAUGUACAGAAUUAAGAUAAAUUUUACCAAUUCCCCAGUUUUGCUGUGUUGGCAUAUACAUGUUAAGCGUACACUUUUUACAUAUCUUUUUAUCAAACAUUUCAUGUUUAUAGAAAUCUGUACCUGGACAGUAAUUGAUUUAGUGUUCUAAAUCGGUUCUUUAGAAAGCAAGAAAUUCUUGGGUCCGUGCUCCAGUAAAAUCACUAGAGAAGUGCCUCUGUCUUCAUCUUAGCAGGAUGUAUGAUUUACUGCUGAAUUCUAUAUGUCCAACAGACAAACCUUUUAAGAGCAAAGCCUUUUUAGCAUGUUUCUUUUUGCAAAGAUUGGUUUAUAUUACAAUGUAAGGGGAAAAACAUUUCACUUGAUUUAUUACCUCAAGAUUAAUUUUUAUCUAAUAUUGUAAAUUUGCAAUCAGCAGGGACAGUGUCACUUUAGUGUAUUCUUCCUGUGUUGGGAGCUUUUCACAAAUUAGUUUUUAUGUCCAAAUGAUUCCUAGCGUGAAGUAUAUUGGUAAACCUUUCACUAAUCGGGCAAGAGAAGUGUUAUGCAAUAAAUCAGUUGCAUAGGAUACAAUGAACAAUGAGAUGGUGUGUGGGGAGUUCACAAGAAGUGUGUAUAUCUUGAUAGCGUUAUCAUUAGUUGCAUUUGCAUAAAAUGCGAUGUAAUUAAGACAUAUUCUGUAAAUAAAUAGAUUACACUAAAUGAGCAGUCUGGGGUGAAUAUACCGUGCAUUCAACGCAUGAUUAAUAUUGAUCUGUCUUCAAGGAAGGAUAUUCUCAAAUAUCCUGAUUGAACAGUACUGUUGCCCAGACCACUCUUCUCUUGCCUUUGGAUUUCUGACAUGAAAAUAUGUUUAAAGUACUUUUGGGAGUGUAUAGACUAGUUGUGUUUUAUAGAAGCUUUAUUAUCUUGGUUAUAUUCUAUACAAAGAAAUGCCAGUCCUUAUGUCACAAUGGUAUUGAUCUGUACAAAACAAAUAAUUGAAUCAACUUGUAUGAUAGCAAAAAAAAAAAUUGAGCUCUCUUCCAUGUUAUAUCUAAUUGAAUACAGUAUUUAAAAUUGAAGGGUAUUAAAAAUAAUAGACCGAUA